Messenger RNA from Arabidopsis arenosa, 1491 nucleotides. The record is from the annotation of a GenBank genome assembly. NCBI's taxonomy places the organism in Eukaryota, Viridiplantae, Streptophyta, Magnoliopsida, Brassicales, Brassicaceae.
AAAUUCACAGUCACAGAGUCACAUAGAGUGGUUUAUUCAUCGAUACAACAAUGGCUUCCUCACUCACUAGGAAUUGCUCUCGCUUCUCCAAAGCCAUCUCUGUCCGGUUAAUGAGUAACCUACCGGAAAACACCGUCUACGGAGGACCAAAGCCGCAAAACCCAAACCAAAGAGUGACGCUAACGCAUCUCAGACAAAAACACCGGAAAGGAGAGCCGAUCACCGUCGUAACUGCCUACGAUUACCCAUCCGCCGUUCAUUUAGACACAGCUGGUAUUGAUGUUUGUCUUGUUGGAGACUCAGCUUCCAUGGUUGUUCAUGGUCACGACACAACACUUCCUAUCUCCUUAGACGAGAUGCUUGUCCAUUGUCGCGCCGUUGCUCGAGGCGCUAAACGGCCUCUCCUAGUUGGUGACUUGCCAUUUGGUACCUACGAGUCAAGCUCUAGUCAGGCGGUUGAUACUGCAGUUAGGGUUUUGAAGGAAGGAGGAAUGGAUGCUAUUAAGCUCGAAGGAGGAUCAGCUUCUAGGAUCACUGCUGCAAAAGCCAUAGUUGAAGCAGGAAUUGCAGUUAUCGGUCAUGUGGGUCUAACUCCUCAGGCGAUCAGCGUUCUUGGUGGUUUCAGACCCCAAGGCAGAAACAUAGCUAGUGCUGUUAAAGUUGUUGAGACUGCAAUGGCUUUACAAGAAGCUGGAUGUUUUUCGGUUGUUUUGGAAUGCGUUCCACCUCCCGUGGCUGCUGCUGCAACCUCUGCCCUCAAGAUACCAACCAUUGGCAUUGGGGCUGGACCUUUCUGCAGUGGACAGGUGCUAGUUUACCAUGAUCUUCUUGGUAUGAUGCAACAUCCACAUCAUGCCAAGGUUACUCCAAAGUUUUGCAAGCAGUACGCUAAUGUAGGAGAAGUGAUUAACAAAGCCUUAAUGGAAUACAAAGAAGAAGUCUCUAAAAAAGUGUUUCCAGGUCCUUCUCACAGUCCUUACAAGAUCACAGCAAGCGAGCUCGAUGGGUUCUUAACCGAGUUGCAGAAGCUUGGCUUUGACAAGGCCGCUUCUGCAGCAGCUUCAGCAGCUGAGAACAUGGAGCCUUCAAAGCGAGACCAUGAUGCCCUUAAAAUGGUGGAGAAACUGAAACGAGCAGGAUUGUCUUUUGACUUGCUGGCUUAUAACAUGCUCAGUGGAUUGUUUAGUGAUAAGAACAAGGCAGAUGAAGUUUAUGAGUUGUUAAGUGAUAUGGAGGUAGCAGGAUUGAUGCCUGAUUCCAUCACUUACAAGUUACAACACUAUCAUGUCCAUUGAACCAAAUCACAUCACUAUAGAAAAUCUAAUGAAGCUGCUCCCUGAAGUUGGUGAAUCGAAAAAGCUGAAGAAGUUCAUGCAAGGUUUCUCUGUUGCUUCUCCAACCGAGAAGGAUGGACCUUUGUUUUAAGCCGAGCUAAUGAGACAGUGAUAGUAUGUUUAUAUGUGUCAUCUUCAAUAGAUUCAUUACAGAUCU